Molecule: messenger RNA, 945 nt
Organism: Penicillium crustosum
Lineage: Eukaryota; Fungi; Ascomycota; Eurotiomycetes; Eurotiales; Aspergillaceae
Product: transcription factor domain-containing protein
Exons: 1
Coding region: 1-945 (314 amino acids)
Source: RefSeq, a predicted model, not a curated record
AUGGAAGGCAGCAUGUCGGAAUACUGGCUCCAUCUAAAAGGCUUCAAACGGCUGCAAAUUCUCUGCGAUCGCUUACAAUCUCCAAUCCAGAAACUUUGCAAAACAGAACGCUACCUCAAGACUGUGUUCUAUUGUCAAUCCACCCUAUCUCGAUCAACAGACUGUGGUCUGCGCCCACUGCCAUGGCCUUCUCAUCUCCUCGAAAGUGACGUUGCAGACGACAGUAUCGACAAUCACUGCUUGCAGCAUACGUAUGGAGUGACACAUACCCUUCUGCGAUUUAUACAUAAUAUCAAAACGCUUUCUCGGCAUCUCACAUACUAUUCGUUGCAGGGUCUGAGUUUACCGAAUGGAUUAGAGCGGGAGCGGGUGGCUGUGGGUGAAAAGUUGCUCCUUUGGAAUAUCGAGUGUGAAGAAAUUGUGCUUUUUGACCAGAGUGAAGCGGCGCGGUUGACGGCAAAGAUAACAAGGCUUCACGUCCUGGCUUUUUCUUACGCUAUCCAGGUUUUUUAUAUGACGCAUCUUGUCUUGCCGGUUGAUCUAGGCGACCCAACUAAUGAUGAAAUUGCGGUGAAACUUCAACAACAGAUAUCACAGGUGGCAUCUUGCUUGCAAAGGAUUGAGAUCAUCAAGCGGGACAACCCAAGAGUGUUUAGAAAGCCCAUGGCGCCCAUCCUGUGGCCUGGCUACAUUGCUUCUUGUGAAGCAGAGCCUGGGAAUCGGGACCUGUGGUUGGAGUGGUGGGCAGAUAUGCGGAGAUAUCAGAUUGGGAAUAUUCAGCCUCUGUGGAAUGCCGUUCAGGAGACGUGGAAGAGUAGAGAUGAGGAUACAUUCGGCCUUAGUGGAAGGGGUGAAGGCAACAGUCACAACCAGGGCCUUUCGCGUUGCUUGCCAUUAUGGAGGGGCUUUUUACGGGGUAGGCAGGAUAUGAUCUUCGCUCUUUAA